AUGUCUUUGCGCCUCGAGACACCCUUCAACGACAAAUCAUCCCUCUCCAACGAAGGAUUCAAGAUCCACCUAUUCAGCUUUCAUAGCACUCUUGAACAGCCCCGAAGAACUAUAACUUCGACGUAUCCUCCUCGAGAACUACUCGAUCAUCCAUCACUCCAAGCCAACCGUGCCAGCCAAGACAAUCCAACCGCGAGCCUACCCUCCCUUGAUACCGCCAUCGUGGAUAUCGCAUCACUCCUCAAACGUUCCGACUCAGAUGAGGCCCCCGUGGCUCAUUCCCAAUACACAUCCGCAACGACAAUACCGCCUACCACAACGGUGGCACCACCUGCUCUUGGCGGUUCAUCAUUCGCCACGUUUGCUCCAGCCACUGGCACCCGAUCUCCGAGGUCUAGCGGUGCCGGCGGACCAGGAGCAGGAGCAGGAGGCAGUUUGGGGAAAUCAGGAUCAGGAAGCGUCAACUCAGUUCGUCCUGGAAGCGGCGGGAAACGAACCAUGCCACCGCAUACAUCCGAGUCGCCAGCCAAAAAGCAGAGCAAAUGGUCGCCCGAAGAAGACGCACUGAUCAUCGAGCUUCGCGGAAGCGGGAUGAAAUGGGAUGAUAUUUCCAAGCGUCUACCAGGUCGCAGCUCUAUCAGCUGCCGUCUUCACUACCAAAACUACCUCGAGAGGCGCAGUGAGUGGGAUGAGGAGCGCAAGAACAAGCUGGCAAGGCUCUAUGAGAGGUUUAAACCCGAAAUGUGGGCAAAGGUUGCUGAAGAAAUGCAGGUUCCCUGGCGUGCCGCUGAAGCAAUGCAUUGGCAGUUGGGUGAAGUCGAUAUGGCCAGACGAGCGGGAGUUGUUCCCUUCGCGCUGACUACCGCAGCCUUGGGUGAUGCUUCAGUCAUGCACCAUCGAAUGCCUACUUCGAGAGGCCAUCAUGGUCACUCCCAGUCUCAAGGAAGCCUCCCGAGAGAUAUUCCCACUAUGUCUUCACCAAGGUACAGCCGCGGCCCCCCUGGACCUUUCAUACCACCUCCUUCGUCCGGCGGACGGCCACUGGCAGCUCGGCGCGACAGCUUACCGACACGAUCGUCCUUUGCACCACCCCCUCCGCCACACCAUCAUAGCGACCCCAGCGGCUAUACGUUGGCGCCAGCUAUAGGUCUGGCUCCCAUCCAUACAUCGAGCUAUACUCAUCAGAGUCGUGGGGGGAUGCUGCCAAGCGUCGCCGAAUUGACGACCGGAGUAAGCCCCUACAGCACGCCUGCAUACUCGACGGGUGGCAUGACCAGUAUGGUGAGCCCAACCCACAGUGACACGACGAGCCCUGGACCAACUCAUCCUGGUUACUCCGCCUAUCCGCCCUUGGAACCACUUGGAACCGUCAAAAGACGGGCAAGUCCGGAAGCGGGAGGGAUACGUGAGACAAGCAGGAGACGGCAUCACUUACAGUCUCGACAAGAGGAUGGUUACUCGUCUCUUGGACCGCCACCUGGCAUGACAUCGUCACGACGUGGACAGAGAUUGGAGUGAGGGAGCCAGUCAAGAGCAAAACAAGCUGUGGACGGUGUGAUUGAAGGAAAAUCUAGACUGCUUCUGAUGGACGACCUAUCACGCAUAAAGUUACGUGACUGAGCUGGAAUACUCUGAGACCGAGGACAAGCUUCUCACCAUCAAAGCUACCAGCUCGAGCCAUGACGAGUGUGUUUUUCAUUCUUCCAGACACGCCCCGCCUACGUGUUUGCUGUCAUCAGCCAUUCAAUAAGCACACGCCUAGUACAGGAUAACUUUCGUUUUCCCUCAGCAUUACGAUUAAACAGGCACAAACACACAGAUGCCACCACCCCUUUUUUUUUUUUUUUCUUUUUUUU
Messenger RNA from Neurospora hispaniola, 1856 nucleotides. RefSeq lists its product as uncharacterized. Gene Ontology annotation, molecular function: DNA-binding transcription factor activity, RNA polymerase II-specific; RNA polymerase II cis-regulatory region sequence-specific DNA binding. The record is from RefSeq and is a predicted model, not a curated record. The transcript is spliced from 4 exons. Gene Ontology annotation, biological process: regulation of DNA-templated transcription. Gene Ontology annotation, cellular component: nucleus. NCBI's taxonomy places the organism in Eukaryota, Fungi, Ascomycota, Sordariomycetes, Sordariales, Sordariaceae. The coding region runs from base 1 to 1518 and encodes 505 amino acids.